Messenger RNA from Dissoconium aciculare CBS 342.82, 2382 nucleotides. RefSeq lists its product as uncharacterized. The transcript is spliced from 3 exons. NCBI's taxonomy places the organism in Eukaryota, Fungi, Ascomycota, Dothideomycetes, Mycosphaerellales, Dissoconiaceae. The coding region runs from base 310 to 2382 and encodes 690 amino acids. The record is from RefSeq and is a predicted model, not a curated record.
GAUUUCUCCUACACAAUGUGUAACGAUUUCUCCUACACAACCACAUUGUGCAUCAUCAUUCACAUCCCUGUCCCAAUAUGGCUGCCACCCAUGCAUGUUUGAGGCGUAGAAUAUACGGCCGUUGUUCACGAUGUGCGCGGACCCCGCUGCCCAGCGCUUCUCAAAAGCAUUUGUGUCCAUGACUGCCGCCAAUGGGAAACACAAAGUAUCUUUCUUCUUUUUCUCGCAUUGUUUUCAUUGGUUUUCGCUUGCAGUUAUUCCUUUGUCAUAAUUCAUCGACCGUAUUGAGAACAGCUGCUGGCAGCAAACAUGACGUUCAAACCCGUGAUAUACUGGCGGACGCCAGCGAUCAUGAUCGGCUCGUUACUGUCCGGCAUAGCACUUGCGCUUGGUCAUCACUUCCUUUACAACGGACUGGUCGGAACUCCAGUACACGACGACACUCGUGACAUCGCAGGGUUCGGAGUGUCGUCACAACAACUGAACAUCGCCGCGGGUACGGCUUUGUCUUUUCUCAUCAAAGUCUGCUUGGUCUUGUCGGUGACCAUUGCAUACACGCAGGCCUUCUGGAAGGCCAUUGGAAAGUCAGAGACAAGAAUUCACACGAUCGAUGUCAUGGACUCGGCAUUGGAGAACAUCUGGAUGUUCUUGAAGAUGCACAUUUGGUGGCACUAUCCACUGUUGCUCACUCUGGGAUUGUCUGUUUGGUUCAUCCCGAUUGCAUCGACCAUCACUCCAGCGACCUUAUCGGUUGUUAUCGCUGCGCCAAAUCCGCUUCCAAUGGCGGCGUUACAAGUGCCGCAGCUAGACUUCAAAAGCCUGAAGUUCAUUAAUCCAGGUCUCUUUCAUUUCGGUGGCAGACAAGGAGAUGUUGGAACGCAGAUGAUGCUGUACAAUGGACCAUCGAUCAUAACGCAACGUAUCGUCAAAACGACAGCUGCUCUGGGAUCCAUCCUCUCCAUUCCUGCUCCGGGUACAAAUGCGAGCUACGAGAUGUCCUUCCCAGGCCCGUACCUUUCAUGUGAGAAUAUGAACGAUACUUUUCAGCUACAAGUCCAGAAGAAUAUCCUUUUGAAUUACGCAAACGGAAGUCUUUGCCAGGAGUGGUACAAUUUCCUUUCCUGGACGUCGUACUCUGGUAAUCACGACAAUACGGACAACCUACCCCAGCCGCUUCCUUUCGACGAGACAAAGCCCUUCGCGAGAAAUAUCGGCACGCUCGGACCAUUAUCUUGGACACCGGUCACUGAGAACAAUGAUACCGCUACAAUAUAUUUUGCGGUGAUGCCUCGCAUGCUUGGCUCAGAUACCGCUCGAUGUCCUGCCCUGGAGCGUGUUGACGAAUACUACAACCUCUUCAAUAUGUUCAAGAAUUCGACUUUUCUCCAAUGCAAAUUAUCGAACACGACUUAUCAUGCCAAAUUCAAUUUUACGGGGGGUCACCAAACUGUGGACCUUGAGUUUCGCAAUCUCAGUGACAGCAAGCCUGUACCUGCGCUUGAGAUAGCGUAUCUCAAUUUCGGCAAGCAUCAGGACAACGAGGGCAAAAUGGUGACCGAUCAUUGUGAAACAGUUGGACAACAGCGCUCAAGCUACGUGAAUUGUGCAAUCAACACUACGACACUCGAAACACUCUCUUUCCAGGCGGUUAUGGACAGCUUUGGAUCUUUGCUUGUCGGUGGUGUGCGCACAGGUAACAAUAUCGGGAAGAAGACCAUAAUCACAUCAACCAACCUUUUGACAACAAGUCUCAUGUCAUCACGCGAGCUAGCGUUCAUGUCCACUGGUGCAAGCUGGCGAAACAAUUCUCUUGACUCUUUUCCUGCGACGGAUCGCUUCACUUCGAUGAUGCCCAAGGACCCACCUAUCAAGGACAUUUCUCUUGCGAGAAACCUGGAACAGCUCUUUCAAAACAUCACGGUCAGUAUGAUGAGCUCCGAGAUCCUACAACGAUCCAGUACCGAUAAUUCAUCGCUUUUCUCGCCGUCAUCUGUGAACGUUACAUUCCACACAUUGCAGAACGUCUAUGCCUACUCCGCAUUGACACUAUGGCUUUCCUACGGAAUCGCCAUUCUUGUAACGACAUUCGCCGUCUUGGUAGGCAUGGGUUGCAUUCUGUCAUCCGGAGCUGCCUGGUCUAUGGACUUCUCUACGAUCUUACGCACGACCCGAGACGCCGAUAUGAGCGCACACCUCGCAGAAGACGACGGCGAUGGGCGAGCGCCCUUGCCGAAGCACUUGAGGAAUGCGACGAUCAAAUUCACGAGUGGCGUCUUUGCAAAACGACAUGGAACGAUAGAUUUUGUGAAGGAAGGCAGCGAAAGUGUCGUGCAGAGGCGCUGGAAGCAGGCAGUCUUCGGCAUCCGCAGGACGGAUUCAUGA